UCUUUGCAGUAACUUUUGCCAGGCGGGAGAAACUGUGAUAAAGUCCUCUAAGGGCGACCAUCUUCAGCGGAAACAAACACACUGCGACUGAAGACGACAGCGACGAAGAAGUUUACAGAGGAGGAAGAACGAGAAGACGGAGGCUGCUGGAAGCUUUUCUGGAUAGCUAACCUGGGUGACCUGGAUAGCUAACACACCUGUGGGAGCUUCACUGGAGAAUGUAGCUGCAGCCCUCCAGCCUAGCCACAGGAUAUACGCCACCAUGGGAGAAGCUCAAAAGGGCUUACUCUCUGUCAUUGAGAAACUGAAGGGAUCCACAGAGCAGGAGGUCAGGAUAGUGCUUCUGGGGCUGGACAACGCUGGCAAGACCACCCUGCUGAAGAGCCUCGCCUCUGAAGAUGUGAACACCAUCACACCGACGCAGGGCUUCAACAUAAAGAGUGUUGCCUCUCAUGGCAUGAAACUCAACGUCUGGGACAUUGGAGGACAGAGGAAGAUCAGGCCCUUCUGGAAAAAGUACCUGGAAAACACAGACCUGUUGAUUUAUGUUAUUGACAGCGCGGACAAGAAGCGGUUUGAGGAGACGGGGCUGGAGCUGUCCGAGCUGAUUGAUGAGGAGAAUCUAAAGGGCGUUCCAGUGCUCAUCUUUGCCAAUAAGCAGGAUCUGGCCACAGCGUCACCGGCCAGUGAGAUCGCCGAGGGACUCAACCUUCAUACGUACAGGGACCGUGAGUGGCAGAUUCAGGCCUGCUCAGCCGUGUCUGGAGAGGGAGUUCAGGAUGGCAUGAACUGGAUUUGCAACAACAUUGUGAAUAAGAAGAAGUGACAGAGCGACACAGACAACACUGACCAGAGUCAAACCGAGAACCAGCAUCACAUAAGGGAUUAAAAACAUGUCACUUCAUUUAAUGUCGACACACCUCACCUAUGACAGAUCCUGCCCCCUGACAGAUUCUAAUAAUAAUUUUGUUUUUACAAUUUUUGUCAUUUUUAUGAAUAUUUUGCAAAUGUAGCCACUGUAAAGACAGUUUUUAGCUACGAUAAGUGAAUUAGGCACUUAUUAAUCAUUGUUCUGUCCUAAGUAAUGUAUGUUGUUGUCCCCCUUAUCCCACGGGUCCUUGUCUGGUGAAUCUGUGUGCUUUCUGAAACAACGAGAAAACCAAGCUGAGUGUGUAGCCAUGUAGAAGUGUUGGGGUUUGUCAGUUACAUAGGCACCAGUUCAGUGUGAGUGUAAAGUGUG
Molecule: messenger RNA, 1240 nt
Organism: Epinephelus fuscoguttatus (brown-marbled grouper)
Lineage: Eukaryota; Metazoa; Chordata; Actinopteri; Perciformes; Serranidae
Gene: arl3l1
Product: ADP ribosylation factor like GTPase 3, like 1
Exons: 7
Coding region: 263-826 (187 amino acids)
Biological process (GO): cilium assembly
Cellular component (GO): microtubule cytoskeleton; cytoplasm
Molecular function (GO): GTP binding; GTPase activity
Source: RefSeq, a predicted model, not a curated record